Messenger RNA from Wyeomyia smithii (pitcher-plant mosquito), 2119 nucleotides. Its product is annotated as zwei Ig domain protein zig-8-like. Gene Ontology annotation, cellular component: neuron projection membrane. The transcript is spliced from 6 exons. NCBI's taxonomy places the organism in Eukaryota, Metazoa, Arthropoda, Insecta, Diptera, Culicidae. Bases 991 to 2049 code for a protein of 352 amino acids. The record is from RefSeq and is a predicted model, not a curated record. Gene Ontology annotation, biological process: synapse organization.
CGCCGCAGUAGCACGGCUGAUUUUUUUUGGCCCGCGCGCGCGUUCGUUUGGUUUAUUUAAGGUCCCUCGUUUGAUCCCAGCUAGACAGACCAGUGCCGCCGCGUGUGAAUGGACACCAGCGCUAAUGCUUCAAUAACCGUCGAAGCUGAUCUAUUCCGUUGCCCGGUGGUUUGGUAAUGGGCAGGAAAAUUUAUGCGUUUUUGCGAUGACAGCCACUAAACGGAAAAGUGUGAAACGUGAAAUUGGAGGAGGGCUGAUUUUGAGGUUGAAUAAUUGUGGUGCUAAUAAAAUUGAUUAAUGGGAGUUCAAUUGUUGAUGAUUUAAAAUACUCUCGGCGGCGGUUUACCAAGAAAAUAGUUCAAGUAUGUGUUAGUUAAUGCGUGUUUGCUCUCACAGUAUAUUCACGAAGUUUCGUUUUGUGUACUGUUGCUGCAUACAGUGCUUUGUUGUUUUGAGAAAGGUCUAAUUAUACAUUAAUUAAUUAAUUGCGCUACAUUUCAAUGGCGGCGACGGAACCGCAUCGGCGAAAAGUGUCAGUACGCAAAAUUCUACUGUCGAACCGACCGACCGAACAAGUGGGAUCAACGAAGCGGAUCCAGUAAAGUGGAUAGUAUGCGGCUUUCGGCAACGCGAGAUAUCAUCUACCAGUUGCGGCAUAUUAUGUAUUCCCACAGGAGUCUGGCUUAUGCUUAAUGAAGGUCGUUGAAGUGUCUGAGUCGCAGAGGAUUGGGGGCAAAUAAUGACAGUGUAAGAGUUAAUGUCUCAUGUUGCUAUUCGAGCAUUCAAUUUUGUUGUUGUAGUUGCACUCCUGUCUGCUUUAAUUAUUUCUGUACACUAAAGCACAAACCACCGUGUUAGUAAAUGGAACGAAAUAAUAGAAGAAGUGUUAAAUCUACUUACAAAGUGAUAAUGUUUGUUUUCCAUUCUUGCGUUGGGGUUUCUGCAUGUGUGCAUAUCCUGUGUGUCAGUAAUUAGCUAGGAAUUCAAAUUAUGUAUCCAAUCAAGCACUGCUAUUCGAGCCAACUAUCAUCACGGUGUAGUUUCAUCACCAGGACACUGUUGCUCGUGUUAAUAAGCACAUUAGAUUUCACGGACGGUCUGUACCGGCCCAACUUGUGGCCGACAGAAACACCAAAACCACCGCAACCCCGACCGGAACCAUAUUUCGUGACGUCAGCGUCGAAAAACGCAACCGUCCGCCAAGGUGAUCCGGUGUUUCUGACCUGCAAAGUGGAAAAUCUCGGCUCCUACACAGUGUCCUGGAUCCGGCACAACGAUCUGCACAUUUUGACCGUGGAUCGUUACACAUACACGGCCGAUCAACGCUUUCAGGCGUUGCAUAACAACGAAACGGACGACUGGAUCCUGAAUAUCAAGUGGACCGAGCGGAAAGACACUGGCAUUUACGAGUGCCAGUUGUCGACCCUGCCAGUCAAGAGCCUGCAGCUGUAUUUGAUUGUACUCGAUGAGUUCGAGUUGGUGCGUAGGCAGGACGACAUUCUGUACGAUAUACCAAUACCACCCAGCCUAUCCGAGACGAAAAGAUCUCACAACGGCGGUACUAACCAGAAUGGAGACAUCUACAACCGUAUGUACGCGGAUAGAGAUUAUUUAAACUUAGCUUCCACCACGCAAAUUCUUGAGGGAACUAUUGUCUACGCGUAUAAGGGAGAAACUCUCAACCUCACUUGCAUUGUGAACCAUAACUACGAUCGACGGCCCAGCCACGUGAUUUGGUAUCAUCAAAAUGAUAUUGUGUCAUACGAAUCACUGCGGAAACGGGAUAAAUCUCCUCCGAACAGCAUCACGUUGCAUCAUCAGAUACAAAAUGUUGACUUUGAUGAUGCUGGCAACUACACGUGCGCACCGGAACUGUACGGUAGCGCCAGUACGAUCGUUCAUAUUUUAGAUGGCGAUGAAAUACAAAGUGCGAUAAUCAGCAGGAGCAACGAUGUGACAGGAAAACCUCGAGUUACGGCACUGAAAGCAACAGUAGCUGCCAUUCUAAGUUUGUGCAUAUUUUAUUAUAAUCCUGACAAAGCCGGAUGAAGACACUCGGCUAUUUAUGUAAAAAGAGAUUGUAAAUAAUUCAGAAGAUUAUACGAUUAUUAGAACAGUA